Thelazia callipaeda (thelaziosis nematode) is the source of this 708-nucleotide messenger RNA. The record is from the annotation of a GenBank genome assembly. Lineage: Eukaryota; Metazoa; Nematoda; Chromadorea; Rhabditida; Thelaziidae.
AUGGCUGAACCUCCAAUGCCAGACUUGUCACAUCUUAGCGCGGAGGAGCGUCAAAUCAUUGAGGAAGUAUUUCAACGACAACGUGCUGAGGAAGAAAAAGAAACGCAAAUUAGCCAGAAAGCUGAUCAGGAAUUAGAAGCAAUUGAUAAGCAAAUUAAUGAACGAAAGGAAAUAGCGCAACGGCUAAUCGGAACACAAGACGAUGCCAUUUGCCAAAUUUGUCAAAAGACAAAAUUCGCCGAUGGAAUUGGUCAUAAAUGUUUUUACUGUCAACUGAGGUCAUGCGCGCGAUGUGGAGGUCGAACAAUGAGUAGAAACAAGCCAAUUUGGGCUUGUUCAUUGUGCCAAAAAAGACAACAAAUUCUGGCCAAAACAGGCAAAUGGUUCCAACAAUCUGCUUUAGUAGAGGAAAGCAAAGCAGCGACCACUUCGUCUGAUUCUAAUCGAAAAUUUCAACGUGGUAGCGAUGUAUCUAACGUACCUAUGCUAAAAUCAACUAUACUGCCAGGUGAUAUGCUAGCAGCAAAAAUACGAACAUAUCUUUCCUAUCCUGUCACGUGGCAACCAUCCGCUGAUCAGCGUCGUUUGAUCGGCCAUAUGAUUUUACACAAAACAACUGGUACGCAAGGAGAUCUCGGCUUAAAGGAGUCAAGCCUUUACUCAUCUAUCCACUUGCAUUUUCUUCUAAAGCACUGGAAAAGUUUUUGA